UAACACGGAGCGUAGGUGUUUUUUACGGUAGUCCGGAGUGAGUCAUCUCUUCGCCACAGACGAUCUCCGGGCAGCGUUUAUGUGUGCGUGAGCUUGUGUGAGAGACGUCACAGCCUGCCGUUGGUCCGGUUCAGCUCCAGUUCAGCUGGUGCGGAUCACCGGUUCUUCCGGCAAACUCACGGAACCGACGCCGGCGUUCAGCCAGGACCCUCCCGGGGGAGCGGGGGGGUCACGGGACUGUCCGAACCGGGAUACUUUCUUACCCGGGCUGAACCGAGAGGACCCGAACCGGGGCGGGGACCGCUGCCGUUAACGUCCGCGAGUGACGUCGGUCCGCCUGAGAUCAAGCGCGCCGCCCGCUCGUCUGGGACUCACCGGAACCGAUCCGGGACCCAGGAGCUCCGAGCGGUGAUGGAGAGGAAGAGGACGGACUGUCCGGCUCUGCCGCCGGGCUGGAAGAAGGAGGAAGUGAUCAGGAAGUCCGGACUGAGCGCCGGAAAGAGCGACGUCUACUACUACAGCCCGACGGGGAAGAAGUUCCGGAGUAAGCCUCAGCUGGCCCGUUAUCUGGGGAACGCCGUGGACCUGGCGUGCUUCGACUUCCGCACGGGGAAGAUGAUGCCCGGAAAGCUGCAGAAGAACAAGCAGCGGUUCCGACACGACGCGCAGAGCCUGGCUAAGGGAGGCAAACCGGACCUGAACACGGCGCUGCCCAUCAGACAGACGGCGUCCAUCUUCAAACAGCCCGUUACCAAGGUGACGAGUCACCCCGGAAACAAGGUCAAGGCAGACCUGCAGAGAGCCGUUGAGCCGCCGCGACAGCUGUUCUGGGAGAAGCGGCUGAAGGGUCUGCGGUCGUCGGACGUCACAGAGCAGGUCCUCCAAGCCAUGGAUCUGCCCAAAGGCCUGCAGGGUAUCGGUCCGGACUCCAGCGACGACGUUCUGCUGUCGGCCAUCGCCAGCGCGCUGCACAUGAGCUCUGGUCCCAUCACGGGCCAGACGUCGGUGGCCGCUGAGAAGAACCCGGCCAUCUGGCUGAACACGUCGCAGCCGCUCUGCAAGGCCUUCACGGUGACGGACGAGCAGAUCCGGGAGCAGGAGCUGAAGGUGUACCAGGCCCGGAGGAGUCUGGAGGAGGCGCUGACGGCCGACAGUUUGGCCAAGGCAGCUGAAAACGCCCGGGAGCUGCUGCGGGGAAAGACGGCCUGAAAACGGACAGAGUCCUCGUCUCCUCCAUCCUCAGGGUUAUCUCCGUCUUCAUCCACAUCCCGACUGCAGACCAGCAACUCCCCACAGACCGGACCCCAACCAGCAGCCCCCCCACCCCCCCGAUACUUCCCCGACCUUCCCGUUCAGGAAACCGUCUCCACGCCGGACGCCGGCCCGACCCGGAGCUGCUCAGACGGACCGGCGCCAGCGACGAGUGAAGCUGCAGGAACACUGAGAGCUGCAGCAGCAACCAAAGCCUUCAGCCAGCAUUUCCCUUUUUUUCCUCCUGAUUAUGUCUUCUUCUCAUCAGACUGAUGCCGUGAUGAAUAAAGUGAAGUGGGUCCAGUACUGACCCGGUGUCAGGCCCGGCCCGGCGCUAACUCUGCUAGCCGCGCCACGCCGCGUUCCCGGUCGCUGGAGGCCGAUGUCAUCAGCUCGAAGUCCUCAGGGUUUGAUUUAAUAAUUAUGAGAAUUUACAGACAUGUUGAACAGAAUAAUUGCUUAUUUAAGAGAAAUUUUAUACCUUCAGAGAACUUUAGUGUACAUUUCUUCUACUGGAGAGAAUAAAAAGAUUAUAUUCACA
Fundulus heteroclitus (mummichog) is the source of this 1792-nucleotide messenger RNA. RefSeq names its product methyl-CpG binding domain protein 2 (gene mbd2). Bases 412 to 1209 code for a protein of 265 amino acids. Lineage: Eukaryota; Metazoa; Chordata; Actinopteri; Cyprinodontiformes; Fundulidae. The transcript has 7 exons. The record is from RefSeq and is a predicted model, not a curated record. Gene Ontology annotation, molecular function: DNA binding.